This is a messenger RNA of Nasonia vitripennis (jewel wasp), 1185 nucleotides long. RefSeq names its product splicing factor U2af 38 kDa subunit (gene U2af38). Bases 171 to 899 code for a protein of 242 amino acids. NCBI's taxonomy places the organism in Eukaryota, Metazoa, Arthropoda, Insecta, Hymenoptera, Pteromalidae. The transcript has 5 exons. Gene Ontology annotation, biological process: mRNA splicing, via spliceosome. Gene Ontology annotation, molecular function: metal ion binding; pre-mRNA 3'-splice site binding. Gene Ontology annotation, cellular component: spliceosomal complex; U2AF complex. The record is from RefSeq and is a predicted model, not a curated record.
UAGAGGUAGUUGUCGAUUGACGAGUGGACUGUGCAAACGGCAGAGCGGGGUAUCGAGUAUAAAUGGCGUCGUCGUGAGAGCUAGUGACGCUCUGAAUGUUCAUCGAUCUCCUUAAAGCAACAACAAUUUUAAACUUAUAGUAACUGGAAAGUAUUCCGUAGAAGAAGACCAUGGCCGAGUAUUUGGCAUCGAUUUUCGGAACCGAGAAAGACAAGGUCAACUGCUCCUUUUAUUUUAAAAUCGGCGCGUGCCGACAUGGAGAUCGUUGCUCCAGAAUCCACAACAAACCAACUUUCAGCCAGACAUGUUUACUUCAAAACCUUUACGUAAACCCUCAAAAUUCUGCAAAAAGUGCUGAUGGCUCUCACUUGGUAGCAAAUGUUUCUGACGAGGAAAUGCAGGAGCAUUAUGACAAUUUCUUCGAGGAUGUUUUUGUCGAAUGCGAAGAUAAAUAUGGUGAAAUAGAGGAAAUGAAUGUUUGUGACAAUUUGGGAGAUCAUCUUGUUGGAAAUGUUUACAUCAAAUUCAGAAGAGAAGAAGAUGCUGAAAAGGCUGUCAAUGAUCUGAACAACAGAUGGUUCGGAGGCCGUCCUGUUUACGCAGAACUAUCGCCUGUAACAGACUUUCGAGAGGCCUGUUGCAGGCAAUAUGAAAUGGGGGAGUGCACCAGAUCAGGAUUCUGCAAUUUCAUGCAUCUGAAACCAAUCUCUAGAGAUUUACGACGCUACUUGUACAGUCGCAAGAAGGGUGGCGGCAAAGGCAGAUCACGAUCACGCUCGAAAUCUCCGAAACGUGAUCGCAAGCGCAGAUCGCGCUCACGCGAUCGUAGAUCCCGAUCUAAGGGCAGAGGUGAUCGCAAGGGAAGAGAGGGAAGGGACGGUCGUUCUGGACGUUAUUAAACAAAUAAUUAAUUUUGACUUCAUUCGAUUGGCGAGCUGCUCUUGAUGCUCAUUUUACCGAGUUAUCAGACAUUGACACAUAAAGACAGGUAAAAGUUUUAAACAGCAAUGCAGUACAAACUGUGAAGUAAUAAAAAUGCGUAUUUUUAGUUGAGUAUGAAUUUAUCUAAUAUAAUCAAUCGUGAAUGAUUUGUAUUGUGUACAAUACUGUAAAAUAAGUUGAGUAAUUGGGAUAAAUUUUGAUAUUGUGAAAUAAAUGUGACCAUCCAUCAAGUAAUCAAUUAAA